GGUGCGUCACAAAGAUUUGGUUUCAGCUAUCACUGACCUAUGAGAAAGACGGAUGAGGCUGGUAAUUUGCUGAUCUUUGAAAUUGAAGCGAUGAGUCUGUCUCCAAUAAUACUGCAACAAAGGAGAGAUAGUCUCAUCUAGACACGCAGUCAUAUUCACACGAUACAGAUGCAAAAUGCUAAGCUCCUGAGGAUACGGCAUUUUCUAAGGACUAACCAACAAGGAUUGAACUUCUGAUUUACAUUCUGAGAGAUAUACUAAUGACAAUGAAGACUGGGAAAAAAUCCUUCAUAGCUUUCAUUAAAGAAAGAAAGAUGGGCUUAAACGACUUCAUCCAGAAACUGGUUUCCAAUCCUCCCAUUUGUCAACAUACCGAGGUUGGUUCCUUCCUAAAAAUUGACGAGAACCAGAAUGAGGAGCUCGAGGAGAAUCAUCUCUGUCUGACCAAUCCCAGGAGCUCUUUGGCUGAGGAAACUCAGAUCAAACCCUCAGAUUUCGACUACUUGAAGAUCAUAGGGAAGGGGAGCUUUGGAAAGGUUCUGCUUGCACGGCACAAGGAAAGCGAACAAUACUAUGCUGUGAAGGUGCUACAGAAGAAAAUCAUUCUUAAAAAGAAAGAGCAAAAGCAUAUCAUGGCAGAGAGGAGUGUACUAAUGAAGAACAUCAAGCAUCCAUUUCUGGUCGGGCUGCACUACUCCUUUCAAACCACAGACAAGCUAUACUUUGUGUUAGACUACGUCAAUGGAGGCGAGCUGUUCUACCACCUUCAGCGUGAGAGGGUGUUUCUAGAGCCCAGGGCAAGAUUUUAUGCUGCUGAAAUUGCCAGUGCACUGGGUUACCUUCACUCCCUGCACAUAGUUUACAGAGAUCUCAAACCAGAAAACAUCCUUUUGGAUUCUCAGGGCCACAUCGUACUCACAGAUUUUGGUCUAUGCAAAGAGGGACUGGAUCCCAAUGGAACAACCACAACAUUCUGCGGAACUCCUGAGUACUUGGCACCAGAGGUGCUUCAGAAGCAGGCCUAUGAUCGCACGGUAGAUUGGUGGUGCUUGGGAUCAGUACUGUUCGAGAUGCUAUAUGGACUGCCUCCGUUCUACAGUCGUAACACUGCCGAGAUGUACAACAAUAUCCUUCACAAACCUCUGGUGUUGAAGCCCAACGUGUCCAACGCUGGUCGUGAUUUGCUGGAAGGUUUGCUGCACAAGGAUCGUACCAAGAGACUGGGAUCAAAAGAUGACUUUCUGGAGCUGAAGUUCCACAGCUUCUUCUCACCCAUCAACUGGGAUGAUCUUAUGAGCAAGAAAAUCACCCCUCCUUUUAUUCCCUCAGUGAGUGGUCCCACUGAUUUACGGCAUUUUGAUCCCGAGUUCACCCACUUACCCGUGUCUACCUCACUUUGCAACAGCGACAGCCUGCACGUGACCAGCAGCGUGCGUGAAGCAGCAGGAGCUUUCCCGGGUUUUUCCUACGGUCCCCCGGCCGAUCAUGCCUUCCAGUAAAGGCUUCCGACACGCAUCCCUGAACUCCAGAACGUCCAAUCCAGCCUCGCUAGAACCAACAGGAACAGACUAAGAUCAGUCAGCCCAAAAGAGGGACUUCUUAGCUCUUCCGUAUUUUUUAGAACAUGUGACAUGGCAGCACAAGGGAAUCUGAUAGGAUCCGGACCCUGUGCGUGCCCAAGAGGAGCUUGAGAUGUUUGACGUCUCAAAGGACAAACGAUGGUAACAGCUUCCAGAUGCAAAGUGUGCCAAGGAGUGGAUGCACAGAUGACCUGAGCAGAAGUGCCUGAGAGUUAAAAAUGACGACAAGGCUGUGGAAAAACUGCACAGCAGACUUGAGUUGCUGGUGAUGACACCAGUUUCUGGGCGAAAUGCCUUCUGUGAUCAUGUUUCUAUAUUUGAUCAAAAUGUCACAUGGAACAGUUUCUUUUAUGAUGUUUUAUUUGUAUUUUCAUGCAUUAUUGCACAGUGGAGGUAAAGGAUUAAGGAAAGUACAAAUAUAUAGAUGGUUUGAAAAGGGGUUAUUGUACACAAAGCCCCGACAAGAGGACACAGGCAGCCCGACUCAAAUAUCAAUACAUUUUUAAUGCAUUUUUUCAUCCUAUUCACAAAUGUUAAUUUAAUACAGUAACUGCAUUACUUAUCGUCCUGCAUUAUUUUCUUAUGGUUUGUCUAGUGAUCUACUCAAAUCAAUGUGAACGUUUGUAGGUUUAGAUUAGACUGGUUGAAGAUAGAAUAUUUUCCCCAACCACAAGGCUAUUAGCUGUGAUUAGUUGUCCAAAUGAGUAUAUGACACCCUGUGUUCCUCCUAAAAGAAUUAUUGUGUCUUACUAGUACUUUCUGUCUUUUUUUUCUCCAAUGCACUUUUACAAAUUAUGCCAGACACUGUGUUUCUUGGAAAGGCUAUUUUAGUUAUAAAAUGUUAUCAUACAUAAUGCACAUUUUAUUCCACAAUUAUCAAUAAUUGUAUAUAAAGUCGGCACACCAAAGCUCCAAAAAUAUCAGCAAUUUCUUAAUUAAAAGACUUUCGCAUGGUGCGUGACGUUUUUUUUAUAUUUUUUUUUAAUAAUUUUGGAGCUUUGGUGUGCCGACUUAUAUAGGCUAAUAAUUCUUUAUGCGUUUUUUUGGUCGAGCACCCACUUGAGGUUGAUGUGCGUGCUUUUGUCUUCUUUUAUUCCACAAUAAUCAGACACUUUUAUUAUUUUAUCACGGUUGCGUACACGGCGUGUCUAGAUUGUAUUAAAUUCAUUUGCAUCAUGUACAGAAGUUCUAUAGUAGCCCAGAAAGAACCGUGUCUCUUUUUUUUUGUUCAAAUUGUGCCUGUUCAGCAUGUAUGUUGUGAAUUUUACAUGUGUGUCUACCAUUCCUGUCGGCAUUGAUCGGGCUGGACGGGGAUUUGCGGUGCAAUAGAGAUGAACAAUUUGUCAUACAAGGCGAUUGAAUGAUAUCGUUUGACGAAGAGGGAUUUUGAUCCCCUCAUAAAACUCAUCCCUAUUUUAACUGUAAAAUAUUGAAUAUCUUUGGACCAAUAAUGUUCUUUACAUUGUUCUUUAGAUGACUACAAACAUGGCAAUACAGAAGUUAUUUUCUUCCAUUUUUGGAAGUUACUCAUAUAUUGUUUUAUAUCUUCAUGUAUAUUUAUUUACAUGCCACAGAUUGUACUUCUAACGAUCAGAGUAUUAAUUCGUAGAAUGAUAAAAUAUUGGAGAAUUAUCUAUUUGAAUGAUAAAUAAAUACAAAGUAUGUCAAAAUACAUACAUGUUUUACUG
Messenger RNA from Triplophysa rosa, 3268 nucleotides. RefSeq names its product STKc_SGK domain-containing protein. NCBI's taxonomy places the organism in Eukaryota, Metazoa, Chordata, Actinopteri, Cypriniformes, Nemacheilidae. The coding region runs from base 261 to 1499 and encodes 412 amino acids. The transcript has 12 exons. The record is from RefSeq and is a predicted model, not a curated record. Gene Ontology annotation, molecular function: ATP binding; protein serine/threonine kinase activity; phosphatidylinositol binding. Gene Ontology annotation, biological process: protein phosphorylation.